AUGAUUCUGGUGAGUCAUUUUGUGAAAGUUCUCAGGAAAAACGAACAAGUAUUGAGAUCGGCAAGGUUCGAGAGUCGGCGGAAGUCAGCGAAAACGCCCGGAAGAUCUUGAGAACGGUUAGUUUCUUGCGAGAGAGAACGCGAAAUGAGCCAGUUGAUUUCAGGAUGAUUGGCAGGACGGGCACACGGACAAUCGAGGACGACGAGGGAUGGACGGACGCACAGAUCGAAUCGAAUCGACGAGGGGACGAGGACGGACGGAUAGACAGCCGGGAAUGCAAUUGCAGUGCCAGUGAUGAAUCAAAAAGACUGUGAUUGAAAAUAAUCGAGCGUUCAGAACGAUGAGGAGAUUCCGAUUGCGUGGAGUGCACAGACGCUUCCGAUCAGAACUCGCAGACGAGCUCUGUAGUCCGAUGGCAUAACAUUGGACAGAGAGGAAGGAAAUGAGUGGCAAAUGUUCAGGAGAAGCUGUGA
This is a messenger RNA of Caenorhabditis sp. 36 PRJEB53466, 473 nucleotides long. The record is from the annotation of a GenBank genome assembly. NCBI's taxonomy places the organism in Eukaryota, Metazoa, Nematoda, Chromadorea, Rhabditida, Rhabditidae.